This is a messenger RNA of Scomber scombrus (Atlantic mackerel), 1797 nucleotides long. RefSeq names its product myelin protein zero-like 3 (gene mpzl3). The transcript is spliced from 6 exons. Bases 174 to 932 code for a protein of 252 amino acids. Lineage: Eukaryota; Metazoa; Chordata; Actinopteri; Scombriformes; Scombridae. The record is from RefSeq and is a predicted model, not a curated record. Gene Ontology annotation, cellular component: membrane.
CUUCACUUCCUGAUACACCUGUUUGUCAGGUAGGCGAGACCGCAGCGCAACGGAGACACUGAGUCAUGAGAAAAGAGACUAUGGACGGAGUUGUAUUGAAGCUUUUGACGUAGCUGGGACUUUAAAAAAAAAAAAAUAUCGUCACACGAGUGAACCCGUUUUUCAUAUCUAAAAUGCAUCGACGGCGCCACAGGAAUAGCGCUCUGAACGUGGUUUUGCUGCUGUAUUUGAUCGUUUGUUUAGCCCCUUCCCUAGUCUCCUCCAUCACAGUAAAUUCUCCAGCUGAGAUCCAUGCAUCCAAAGGGGACACCGUCACCUUGUCCUGCACUUUCGCCUCCACCAGUAGACCGACCAGUAAGAUGAAUGUUGACUGGUCUUACAGGCCCCAGAGUGGAGGACCACCAAAUACAUUUUUCCACUUCUCCUCACAGUCGUUCCCUCCUCGUACGGGUCAGUUCGCUGGUCGUAUCCGGUGGUCGGGAAUCCCUGCGCGUGGGGAAGCCUCCAUCUCUCUGAUCAACGCCACCCUGAAUGAUAACGGGACAUACACAUGCUCUGUCAGAAACCCUCCCGAUGUCCACGGCGCCACCACAUCACACACUGUACUCACUGUCACUCCAAAGGCGGCCAGCAUUCGCUUCUCUGAUGUUGCGGUCCUCCUCGCUUUCAUCCUCCUCCCCUCCGCUAUCAUCACCCUUGUUCUGAUUGGACGGAUACUCUGUCCCAAGAAACAACGGAACCAAUCGAAAGCCUACAGAUCACCCAUAGAGGUCACGGAGGGGGAGGAGUACAGCAUCAAUCCACCAGAGGCUGGAGAAAGCAGGAUCACAUGCUGUGACCUAUGUCUGAUGGACUCAGACGGUGAGGAUGAGUACUACAGCAUAAAAAAGAGGCCUCCUAUGGAUGAAGACUAUGCUGAGUCUCAGUUCUAGAGAACCCUGCUGGUUGGGAAGAGUAACUGCAGUAUGUGGACCCGCUGGUGCCUUCUUUUAAUGAAAGGUACUGAACAGAAAUCAAUGCUGGAUUCAUAUCUUCUGUGCCACAGUCAACCACUCACCCAGUCGCUUGGGUGAUGAUUACUUUUCAUGGUGACCGCUUUGGAAGCAACAUGAAGAAGUGUAUUUUUUUUAAUAUCUCUCCAGCAUUAUGAAAUAUGUCAAUAAAGAUUUGGCUUUUGUCUAGAAUCUCCUAAAGUCUCCAAGCCCUCUCCAAAACAAGUUGACUGUUUUUUUUUUGUUUUUUUUUAAUAUCAGUGAGCGAAGAUAUUUUCUGUUUAUUUUGUCCGGAAAGGUCCACAGCUGAUUCUGUUGACGUACCCUGUAAACACAAACACAUAGAUUAGCAGUAUAUAUUUUAUAUCUUAAACAUUUAUAUGUAUGUCAGUCUAAAACUUCCUCUUGUGAAGGAGAUAGAUAUGUUUUGUCUAAUUUAUUGUCUAAGCUGUUGAUACCUUUGUUUACCUGUAGUGGAGCAUUUCUGUCAUAUCUUUAAUAUUUGAACAUAAAAGACAUAAUGGUUUGAUUUUGAAUGCGGAUGUGACCACUUUGUAGUGUUUAUACUAUACAGUAUAUUUGCAGUAUCUUUAGUCCCCUGCAUAUUACUAUAGGAUGUCUUGAUUUCAACAUCUGCAACUCCCUGCUUGUUGUACUUUGGUGACGUCUGAGUUUGGAUGUGGUCUCUUGUGGAUGUAGAUAUUUGAUAUGACAUGAACUGAAUUUUGGUUAUGGAUGUACAACUUUCUUUUGCUGAUAAAAAUUUUAGCAACAUUUUUGCUUAAAUAAAUUGUUAAUGAGCGGA